Molecule: messenger RNA, 1179 nt
Organism: Monoraphidium neglectum
Lineage: Eukaryota; Viridiplantae; Chlorophyta; Chlorophyceae; Sphaeropleales; Selenastraceae
Exons: 6
Coding region: 1-1179 (392 amino acids)
Source: RefSeq, a predicted model, not a curated record
AUGGCAUCAGCCCAAGUGCAGUCCGCCAUGCCCGUGGUGGCAGGCACAUUCCCACCGCGGUUGCUGGAGCGUAACCUGAGCUCCAACAUCCCGGGCUGUGGCAAGGAGGGCAAGCCCUGCUGCUGCCCCGUGGCGGAUGCGGGCCGCACAAGCUGCUGUGAGAACCGCGAUCUUGCGUGCUACAAGUUUGACCGCGGGCCUGAGGAGUCAAAGGGCCUCUGCCUACCCAUCGACCCCAAGCCUGGCUGUGGCAAGGAGGACGGCACGUGCUGCUUGGCGUGGCGCGCCAAUCGCUACGUCGUGUCGUGCGAGGGCGGGCUGACGUGCAUCCCCCCGGCUGAGUUUGUGUACCGGAGCUCUGCGCAGCACGACCUGCUGGCUGCCAAUUUUGCAGCGGCGUACACCAACCCCAAGGUCCUGGGCACCUGCAAACGCAAGCCCAAGUGCGGCGUCCCCCAGGGCCCCUGCGGCGUGGAGGAGGGCUGCGCGGAUGCGGCGUGCCCCAAGGGGUUUUACUGCGCCAAUUAUGCUGACGCCACUGUGGGGUCGCGAUGUGAGCCGCUGCCUGCGGACGCCGGCAAGCCUGGCGGCUUCUGCCUGCCCAACAACUUCCCAGCCGCACCCGUCCUGAAGCUCAGCGGGUGGCCGGAGACGCGCGCCCCGCCAUAUUGUCCCGGCAAGGACGACGUGUGCUUUGCGUUUGCAGGCCCGCUGACUUUGCGCACGAACAGCUACCUCACAAUUUUUAACCCCAGCCUGGCCAAGAAGAGCGGCUCGCGCAUCUGGCUGAGCCAGUGCGUCACAGUGCCCAAGGCCUGCGGCGGCAUUGGGCAGCCCUGCUGCCCGGGUGUCAGCGUGGGUGUGGUGACAGACAAGCCGCUGCCCUCCUUCAACACAUCAUGGCAAGGGCGGCCCUGCGACGACACAUCAACGCCUGACGGCGCUUACUGCAAUGGCCAGUGGACGGCUCUCGGAGGCCCCAUGUAUGGGCAGUGCGUCGCCAACACCAAGGGAUGCAACGACAUCGGCAACAAGUGCUGCAUCCGCACCAGUGCUGACAAGUCCGAGCGCUACUGCAAGGGGGGCGGCAAACGUGUGUACUGUGUGUUCACAGACAACACCUGCAGGCUCUGCCCCCGCGUCACCGAGACCCUGCUGGACUUCUUCGUCUGCACCUAG